Messenger RNA from Frankliniella occidentalis (western flower thrips), 1195 nucleotides. RefSeq names its product rhomboid-related protein 4. The record is from RefSeq and is a predicted model, not a curated record. Gene Ontology annotation, molecular function: serine-type endopeptidase activity. Lineage: Eukaryota; Metazoa; Arthropoda; Insecta; Thysanoptera; Thripidae. Gene Ontology annotation, cellular component: membrane.
AACUAUAGGAAGAAUUGGAAGUUGACCGAUUUCAGAAACCGACAUUUUCGGCAGGGGGCAUUAUUCGCAGGAUUCCGAAAACAAUAAUAAUGAUGAGAAAAAGUAAACAAGGCAGCCUGCCAAACCUAGCCACACGAGUAGCACUAACAAUCUGUGCAAUGCGGAAUAAUCGGCGAAAUAGAGGUCUAGAGCUGGGAGUGUUGCUAUUGGUUUCAGAGUUAUUUAACACUGGAUUUGGUGUAAUACCUCCCGUGACUCUUGGCACAAUUAUUGGUCAGACCCUUCUUUAUCUUGGCAUAAUUCAAGUCCCUUGGGAUCGAUGGGACGUUUGCAUUAGUGCUCAAAACGUUUGGAGAAAUCAAGAUUGGAAACGUCUUAUUUUAUCUGCUGUGGAGCAUGGAGAUGAUCGCCACCUUUAUUACAAUAUGAUUUCAUUCCUGUCUAAGGCUCGUUCAUUGGAGCCUCGAUAUGGGAGUUUAAACUUUGCUAUUCUUCUUACAAUUAUAACCACAUUGACUAGUGGUAUUUAUGUUGCCCUUGGUCUAUCUUGUGCUAAUGUGCUCCAUGAUGCAUAUUACUUGCAGACUUGUGCAAUCGGCUUUUCAGGUGUAGUCUUCGCUUUGAAAGUCAUCACUACCAUGGAGAAUAACUAUUAUACACAAACAACUAUUGCUGGCUUCACUAUGCCAUCAAAAUAUGCCCCUUGGGCUGAACUAAUAUUAAUUCAUCUUCUAGUGCCCAAUGCCUCUUUCAUGGGUCACUUAGCAGGCAUUUUAGCUGGACUAAUGUACACUAGCACACCAAUAGGAAGCAUAAUUGAUUCAAUAAUCAGGACCAUAACAGGCAGAGGAAUGUGGCAUGAAUGGACUGCCAGAAGUUAUUACAGAAGAUACUGAAGAGAAGACUCACCUUUGCUUUUGAAACUUAAGUUCAGUUUUAGAACAAAAUAAUUAAAUUAUCAAUUGUAGUUGGAGGUAAAGAAGAACUUUUCUGUGCUUUGUUAGUUAGCUCCGUGAUGUGUAUGUGAGAGUGACAAAAUAUACUGCACUCUACCGGAAGAGUCCCAGGAAACAGGAGGAAGGUCGAAGCAAUGUCAUCUUUUGCAACAAAGGCAGUUGUUAUGAUGCCUUUUUGAACUCUUUUUCAAAAAUAACUUGGAAUGCCAUUUAAAUGAAACUUUUGAUGUCAAAUGACA